Monosiga brevicollis MX1 is the source of this 684-nucleotide messenger RNA. RefSeq lists its product as uncharacterized. The record is from RefSeq and is a predicted model, not a curated record. NCBI's taxonomy places the organism in Eukaryota, Choanoflagellata, Craspedida, Salpingoecidae. Bases 1 to 684 code for a protein of 227 amino acids. The transcript has a single exon.
AUGGCCACGACCAGGCUGCUGAUCGUGCGGCAUGCGGAGCGGCUGGACGAGAGCCGUGACCAUCAAGCCAUCCAGGCAUUCAUGGUGCGUCACCGGCAUACGGAUCGCUUGUACGAUUGCCCCAUCACAGCAUCGGGGCGGCAGCAAGCCCGAAGCGCGGCAAGCCACGUAGCGUCAGCAGUGCAUACACAUGCACACAUGCCCCUGCCCAAGGAUGAGGCCGACCGCGUAAUCAUUUAUUGCAGCCUGCUUCAGCGCUGCGUGCAGACUGCCGACGAGCUGGCCCAAGGACUGCCUUUUGCGACCGUCCUCCAGCCCGUGGCUGGACUGGCUAGCUGUGCUGCCGCCGUCAACGACGUUGGCUGCGCAAACUUUAACUUUCUGACUGAUCCUGAACUAUCAGCACUCUGCGCCACACCCGUGCUUCCAGCUUUGCGCAAUGCCGACGCGUUCGAAGAGGCCUUGGAUGUCCUGCACGCCCGGCAUCCGGACCACUUGAUUAUAACCGUGUCCCACCGCGAGGGCAUCCGCGAACUCAAACUGCUUAACCAUCAUCUGAGCCAUGCGGCUAAGCGUCGCACCCCCCGCUAUUGUGCUGUGGCUCAGUUUAGCCACAGCCCCGAUGCCACUUGCCACUGGACGUUUAUCCAACAAGAGGAGCUUGACGGCACCGUGAUUCGGUGA